Messenger RNA from Zasmidium cellare ATCC 36951, 2268 nucleotides. RefSeq lists its product as uncharacterized. The transcript is spliced from 2 exons. The record is from RefSeq and is a predicted model, not a curated record. Bases 1 to 2268 code for a protein of 755 amino acids. NCBI's taxonomy places the organism in Eukaryota, Fungi, Ascomycota, Dothideomycetes, Mycosphaerellales, Mycosphaerellaceae.
AUGGCCAAGGAAACUACUCGUCCGAUGAUGAAGGGCGGCAGGAUCGUGAGGGAGCCGGUCGCAGCGGAGACUACAGCCAGCGCCAAUCGCAAGACUGCUGCGUCUGGCGCCGGUGCCACGAACACAACUGCCCUUGCCUCAGGAAGCAUUACUGUCACUGGCGGACGUUCCACUACGCGCCAGAGCAAUCGAAUUCGAGGCAGUGGUCCCGCAGCUAUCGAAGGACUCGACAAGGAGAGCAGGCUCGGCAGAGAAUUGAGCUCCCAGCUUAUUCAGAACCCCGGAGCAACCAGGAAAAGAAGAGAGAGGGAGGCCAAACAGAAUGGAUUGAGUGGUAAAGGUAACGCCAAGUGGAUGGGUGCAUGGGAGCCUGAGGUCCCAGAUGACUAUGAUGACGAAGAGAGUGAUGAAGAGGCCGAACGACAGUCCAAUGACACACCGGCAGAUGCAGGCGGGAAGAAAGGUGCAACAGGACGGAAAAAGAGGAAAGCUCCCACAAGAACGGACGCGACCGAGUCAUCGAGACCAAGCAAGAAACCUCGGAAGACUGGACCUUCUCGGAGAAACCAGAACAGUGGCGAGACUCCACCAGACGAUGGCGGCGGCGGAGGUGAUGAUGAUCCCGAUGAUAAAGCGCAGCGUCCUUCAAGAGGGCCUCCUCGCAACCCCGACGAGAAGUUCCUGCGCGACUGUAUUGAAGAGUUGCAGAACCUGAACCCCAACAACGGCACUCGCAGACAAGCUCACAUCCGGAACGUCCUUCCCAUUCUUAGACAAGUGAGGCAGCCUAUCGACGAUCGCAUACAACACUUUGCCAACAUUCUCCCCGAAGAGGACCCCGGCAGACCUGACUGCUACAUUCUCGAUGCCGCGGAAGCGAAGCGUCUUCUGGAGAGCAACGUGGAUGUCGAAGCGCCAGUCUUGGUGCCUAACGGCGCUAGGGAAGGUCUCUUCACAGGCAGCAUGGCGCGGCCCAUCGAGCAGGUCCUGCGCACCUGGUAUCUCGAUGCAAACGAGUCAACAACCCUCGUCGACAGCCUCGAACUAGAAGGCAACGGCAGAGAGCGAGAGAUGGUCACAAUUGCGCUUGUGCGGCAGCGCUUCCUGGAAAGAGAAGCUGAGAGACUUCACCCUUGGAACUUGCCCGACAUGCCGAACCCAAGACCUCAGCAUUGCGUACCUCACUUCAUGCAGUCUCUCAACUGCAACUUUCUGCAAGAUGUCUUGCGGCGAGCACUCGAUGACACGGCCGAGAUCUGUCCAGAGGUCUGUCCUGCUGCGUUACCAAAUCGUCUGGGGUGCUCCAAUGAGACGCACAAGCUCACGCACAGGGAGUUUCACAAGUUGAAGGAGAACAGCGGCUUCUGGCAGGGCACGGUGAUGCUAGCGGAGCCUGGCGCUAUUACCACUAGUCACUUUGACACAUGGUCAAUGGGCACCUGGAUCUCGUGCCACGAAGGGCAAAUUGGGCUUAUCUGGAGAAGUCACCCCACAGACGACGAGAUGAGGAAUCAACUUGUGAACGACGAAGACGCUGGAUAUCACCUCGAAGGCACAUCGAUCUACAAAGUCCUUCGGCCGGGAGAUGCUGUUUACAUGCCCUCGGGAACCAUUCACACGGUUUUCCGUAAGCCCAGCGGAAAGCAGACGCUGGGAUUGGCAGGGCAUAUCGUCCGCAGGUCAGCUGCGGCGUCCUGGCUGAAGUUCCUCAACAUGGAUGCCGAGGACACUGCGGAUGAUUGGCUAGAAUUCAAAAAUGAUGAUUACGAGUUCGUGGUACCUCCCCUAGCGAGAGCGGUUAGAGCUGUUUUAGAUCCGGAGCAACAACGAGAUCAGAGAGAAUUGUUUGGUGGACGCGGCCCAUGGACGCGAGCGAAUAACCGCUCGGAGACUUUGUUGCGGACAGCAGAGAGACUGCAGACAGUUGCGUUUGACAAUCCGUCGAAUAGUCCGGCAAACAGUCCGCGGGGCUCGAGGGGGCCAACAUCUCAUGCGGAGGGACGACCAGAACAGCAGCAGGAAACACAGACAGGAGAUCAGCCAGAUGCAGAAGAAGAGCCAAACACAGACGUGGAGCCGGGGCCAAAUGCAGAGGGUGGGCCAGAAGAAGAGGAAGAAGAGGCUGACCAGGACUCCAUCGAAAAGCCGCCAAAGCGCCGUAGGACAAGAAAAGCGACCGAAUCCGAGACAGUCGCCUCAUCAUCGGCGCCAGCGGCAUCCAAGAGGCAGACCAGAAAAGGCAAAAAGGAUUACAUUGGAAGCUUUUGA